This is a messenger RNA of Lynx canadensis (Canada lynx), 2735 nucleotides long. It is a transcript of the gene ZNF239, whose product is annotated as zinc finger protein 239. Gene Ontology annotation, molecular function: DNA-binding transcription activator activity, RNA polymerase II-specific; RNA polymerase II cis-regulatory region sequence-specific DNA binding. Gene Ontology annotation, biological process: regulation of transcription by RNA polymerase II. The transcript is spliced from 3 exons. The record is from RefSeq and is a predicted model, not a curated record. NCBI's taxonomy places the organism in Eukaryota, Metazoa, Chordata, Mammalia, Carnivora, Felidae. Gene Ontology annotation, cellular component: nucleus. The coding region runs from base 424 to 1677 and encodes 417 amino acids.
CUUAGGCGCGGACGCGGGUCAGUCUCGGGAAUACUGCGCUUGCAGGUGUAGGAUUCCACGUGGGAGUCUUGCUGGACUGGCUGAUACAGACCUGCAAGGUGGACUUGAUUUUCAUGGCUGUUUCUCUUUCCCUGACGCCACUUUUCCAGGACGGUGACCUUCCAGAGAGGAGGAAAUGACCUAGUGCCGGGUAGGAGAUUUGAAUGAAAAUUCUAUGGAGAAUCUUCAAGAAAAAAGACUUAGGGAUCUAUUACCUAGGGGCUUUUCUGCUGGCCAGUUUUAGAAGAUAUGGCCAGCACAAUAACAGAGUCAGGAUUGUAUUGUGAAUCUUCCAGGAGAAGGGUACAGGAAUCCUGAACUAGAUUGUUCCCUUUGUCAGAAGUAGGGAAAAGCAUCUUCUGUAUUUCUAGAAACAAGAGCAGUAUGGUGACUCUUCAAAGUGAUGAUUAUAAAAACAUGGCAAGUGAAGAAUAUUUGUCUUUGAAAGUCCCAAGCCAAGUGGCCACAAAGGGCUCCUCAGUGACUUUCUGCAAAAAUGAGCCCCAGGAUCCUCAGAAAAGUAAAAGUCUGUUUAUAACUGAAGAAGGCACUGAGAGAAAAGUCUUGGGAGGAGAAAGUCCUCCCACGGACCAUUGUUCAGAGAACCUUCAAAUUAAACUUUUGUCUGAUGUAACAGAACUGGUCUCGCCAUUGGUCAGUGGUGAGGCGACUUGCCAGAAUGGCCAGUUGAGAGAAUCUUUGGAUCACUUUGACUGUAACUGCAAAGACAUUUGUGGUUGGAAAUCACAAGUGGUCGGUCGUAGUCAUCGGAGAGCUCAUACAGAGGAGAAACCCUGUAACCAUUACAACUGCAGGAAAAGACAUAACAGCUCAGGCAGUAAUCCGUGUGAGAAAAUCCACACUGCAGAGAAGCUACACAGAAGUAGUCAGUGUGGUAAGGACUUCAGCGAGCGCUCAGAACUACUACUUCAUCAAAGACGCCACGCAGAAGAAAAGCCCUACAAAUGUGAGCAGUGUGGGAAGGGCUUCACGAGGAGCUCCAGUCUCCUCAUCCAUCGAGCAGUCCACACGGAUGAGAAACCCUAUAAGUGUGACAAGUGCGGAAAAGGCUUCACAAGGAGUUCAAGUCUGCUCAUUCAUCACGCAGUCCAUACAGGCGAGAAGCCUUAUAAAUGUGACAAGUGCGGGAAGGGCUUUAGUCAGAGCUCCAAACUGCACAUUCAUCAACGAGUGCACACUGGCGAGAAGCCCUAUGAGUGUGGGGAGUGUGGUAUGAGCUUCAGUCAGCGCUCCAACCUGCACAUCCACCAGCGAGUCCACACUGGGGAGAGGCCCUACAAAUGUGGGGAAUGUGGGAAGGGCUUCAGUCAGAGUUCGAACCUUCACAUUCACCGGUGCAUACACACAGGUGAGAAGCCCUUCCAGUGCUACGAAUGUGGGAAGGGCUUUAGCCAGAGCUCUGAUCUCCGCAUCCAUCUCAGAGUCCACACUGGAGAGAAGCCCUAUCACUGUGGCAAGUGUGGGAAGGGAUUUAGCCAGAGCUCAAAACUCCUCAUCCACCAGAGAGUGCAUACUGGAGAGAAGCCCUAUGAGUGCAGCAAGUGUGGGAAGGGCUUCAGCCAGAGCUCCAACCUCCACAUCCACCAGCGGGUUCAUAGGAAAGAUCCUAUUAAAUAAGGUCUACUGGAAAGACUUAAACAUUUUUAAUAUCACUCUUCCCUUUAUAUUCUCAGGAGAGAGAUCAUAGGUUAUUCAGAUAUGUUCCCUCACUGAAAUUUAUUCAUUCAUUUAAAGUAUUUAAGUACCAAGCACUUUGUCAUGCUAUUCAGAGAACCGAUUGUUCUGGUUCCUCGGAUGGGUAGAGUGAAAUAUCUGUACUUUGCAGUUCAACCAGUGUUAUUAGAACUGUAUAUCCUACCCCGCAUUUUUAAGUGCAAAAAACUUUAUAUUUGUGCAAGCAGAACAUGUUUCCCCUUGUUCACAUUCUGAGAAAUUGAAACUCUGGUUUCUCUUCAAAUCAUGUGCCUUGUGUUUUUCCUAUUUCCUUCCAGCCUUGAUGAGCUCUCUCUGAACUGUGAUUGCACGUGUUAGUUUUAGGUCAAGGGAGUGAGUGGUGGGAGAUACUAUGGGCAUGAAAUCUCUUGUGUUUAUGAAAAAAAAUAUACCAACAGUGUGUGGCCACGUGGCAGGUGGUAGAGAGGAGCUACUUGUGUGGUACACCCCAUACACUGUUUUACAGAAUAUUGAACCCACCCCCCUAAGGCAGCUGCCUAGGAACAGAAGUAGUUCUUUUUCCUGGGUGCGGCUGGUCUAUUGGGGUUCUUCCAGAUCUCACCACUUCAGAUGACCCCCCACCACCAAACUAAAGCCAAAUAGGGUACAUAUACCAUGUUGAAACAUAGCAGAAAUGAAAUAUAUCUAAAUGUAUUUAAUUCCUCACUACCUCAUUUCCUUAAUUUUCUUCAGCACUCAUGUCUGCGCUAAGCAAAACAAAGGAGUCCAGAGAGAAAAUUUCUAGUAUUUUUCUCUUUGGGCUUAUCUCUUGUUUUAAUAUUUGCUGUACCCCCCAAAAGCCAUUUGUUUUCACAGAAUCCCCAGCCUGUUUAGGUCUCACUAUAGAUCUAGAAGUCUGAUUUAUAAAAUUAUUCUUAUAUUUGGCUGAAAGUACUUCACAUAAAAAUAGCUAUAUGGGGCACCUGGGUGGCUCAGUUGGUUAAGCCUCCGACUCCACUCAG